Messenger RNA from Ziziphus jujuba (common jujube), 1252 nucleotides. Its product is annotated as chalcone isomerase-like protein 1. The record is from RefSeq and is a predicted model, not a curated record. NCBI's taxonomy places the organism in Eukaryota, Viridiplantae, Streptophyta, Magnoliopsida, Rosales, Rhamnaceae. The transcript is spliced from 4 exons. Bases 244 to 1050 code for a protein of 268 amino acids. Gene Ontology annotation, molecular function: intramolecular lyase activity.
AUAUUUCUCAUUAACUGUAAACCAAUCUUAUCGUCACAACCAAUACAACAGUAGGCAUUAAUGAUCAUAUUAUUACACAGACACAACCCUUCUGUUUAUCCCAAUUUAGUGCCUCUAAUCAAUGCCCUCCCUAUUCACCAGUUCAUCAACCUUUCCGUACUAUAAAAACGGCUCCACUAUGUGCAUACAUACUCAUCAACAAGCACACUCAAAAAUUUGUCUUUCGUUUUUCAGUCUGAGAGAAUGGCAACCACCGUUGAAGUUGAAGGUGUCAUUACAAAGGCUGAGAAAGUUACUUUGAAGCCUCAGAAUCCAGAGGAAGGAAAUGGGAUUCAAUCAAAGGAAGAGAUGGCAAAGGAUUCUGUGAAGAAUGAGAAUCAAGCAAAGCUAGCCCAAGAACCAGACAAUGAUCAAAAACCUCAACAAGAGGAGGAGGUGAAAACAGAGGAGGUAGGAGUUGAGGUUGAAUCCAAAACGGGUGUUUCAUUUCCUGUCAAGUUGGAUGAUGGGAAGCUGUUGAAUUGUGUUGGUUUGAGGAAGAAAUCCAUGCUUGGCAUGGGCAUCAAGAUUUAUGCCUUUGGGAUAUAUGCAGAUAAUGAGAAGCUGAAAGAUCUGCUCAAGUUGAAAAUAGCGAAACCCCCAGCAAAACCCACCAAGGAAAUGUAUGAUUUGGUAAUUGAUAGUGAUCUUGGAAUGGUUGUGAAGUUGGUGAUUGUGUUUUCUGGCCUCACAAUGAGCAUGGUUAAGAAGAACUUCGAUGAGGGUCUUGGAGCAUCCAUAAAGAAACUAAACGGUGGUAAGAAGAAUGAUGAGCUCGCUAGCAAGGUUAUGGGCCAAGCAUCAGACAACAUCAAGCUCACAUCAGGUUCUGUCAUUGAGAUCUCUAAGCUUCCGGGAUAUGUCCUUCAGACAAAAGUGAUGGGAGAGGUGGUGAGCAAGGUUGAGAAUGAGCUUUUAUGCAGGGCUUAUAUCCACCUGUAUCUUGGUGAUGAUCCCUUUGACAAGGACGCUAAAGAAAAAUUUGGGAUGUCCCUGCUUUCUCUCUUCUAAUUGAAGCACGUGCUGAAACACGUUCAAGUCAAUAAGGUUCUCAUACUACUAUCAGCGGCUGAACAAAAUAGCUCAAUAAGGAUGGCAAAUGAAGACUGUGUUCUUCGUUUCUGUCAUAGAAAUAUCUGAAAGUGUGUUUAAUCAGCAAUCCAUCUUGUUUCUUGGGAAAUCUCAAUUUGGAAUGAAGCUAGAGUUUAGAGUU